This is a messenger RNA of Colias croceus (clouded yellow), 309 nucleotides long. RefSeq lists its product as uncharacterized. Bases 1 to 309 code for a protein of 102 amino acids. NCBI's taxonomy places the organism in Eukaryota, Metazoa, Arthropoda, Insecta, Lepidoptera, Pieridae. The record is from RefSeq and is a predicted model, not a curated record. The transcript is spliced from 2 exons.
AUGACCUACGGAACAGAGACGUGGCCUCUAACCCUGGGCCUUGUGCACAAGCUCAGCGUCGCCCAACGUGCUAUGGAAAGGGCUAUGCUCGGAGUUUCCCUACGAGAUCGAAUCAGAAAUGAGGAAAUCCGUAGGAGAACCGGAGUCACCGACAUAGCUCGCCGGAUUAAAAGGUUCUGGAAUGGAGGCCACGAACUGGACGACGAAGCGUGGGACGACCUCCCACAAGAUGGACGGACGACCUGGUCCGAGUGGCAGGGAGCCGCUGGAUGCAGGCCGCCGGUGACCGGUCGUACUGGAAAUCCUUGA